AGGCGGACGUGUGUGGGUUUCCCCAACCGAAUCCCCUUCUUCUUUUUCCAACCAAUCGCCUUUGCUCUGUGUCGUCAUCAUCAGCCUUCCCCAUGCGAUGUGGCGCUGUUGAGGCGUGCUCGAGACAGCGACCAACACAGGCACGCAGGGCAGGCUGGCUCGCUGCUGCUGGUGGCUGCUGUGAUGAUGGCCGUGCGUGUGCCUGUGCGCUGUGCGCCGUGUUUGGGGCUGCACCGGUGAAGACAAGGAAGGACACGGCCCGUGCCCACCGCUCUUCCCCCUUCAUCUCCUCUUUCUGCUCCAUCAGCGGUGACGAAGGUGGCCGUGGCGUGUGA
This is a messenger RNA of Salpingoeca rosetta, 335 nucleotides long. RefSeq lists its product as uncharacterized. The transcript is spliced from 2 exons. The record is from RefSeq and is a predicted model, not a curated record. Lineage: Eukaryota; Choanoflagellata; Craspedida; Salpingoecidae. The coding region runs from base 93 to 335 and encodes 80 amino acids.